AACAGCGCGCGCUCCCGCCAGGUAGUGAGGAAGCGGCCGCGCGCGCUACUUUCCAGCUGUGUGGCUGUCUGACGUGGCAGCAGAGAAUCCUUCCCUCCGCCUUCCCCGUAAGCUGCCGGUACUCUAAGGAGUUAGGACAGGAGCGGGCUGACAGAAUACAUCAACUGAACAGUCUCUGUUGCUAAUGAGCAAAUCAUUAAAAUGAGUCAACAAGGCUAUGUUGCACCACCUCCUUUCUCUCAACCUCAGCCUGGAUUGAGUGGAUAUCCCCCUGGUUAUGGACCACCCAUGAUGAGCCCUUCCUAUGCAAACUAUGGAGGCACAAGUCCUACUACUCCAUCCCAGCCAGCUAUGCUGAAAUCUACCAUGCCAUUUGGAUCUCAACCUUCUUUGAACUCUCCAGUGUCUGCUCCAAAUAAUUCACAGAACGGCCCACAUUUCUCUGGAAAUGUAAUGCCAAGAGUUCAAGGACCUCCAGCACCUAACAACACACCCUCUCCAUACACACCAUAUGGUCAGCCUCCUCCACAGACAAACAGUGCUGUGCAGACACCUGUGCAUCAAGUCACUAACCAACUCAACAACAUGCAAAUUGGCAAUUAUGGUCCUCCAUCUUCAAAUAAUUCUCAGAUACCACCUGGACCAGCCAUGCCAGCAACUUACCCUAGUCAGACUCGACUAAUGCCUCCUGUACCUCCUGCACCACAUCUUCUACCACCCCUAUCAAAUAACCAAAAUGGCUUACCUUCAGAACCCUAUUUACAGACAGGACCCAUGCAAGAAGGAAUCACUGGCCAUCAUCAUUUCCUGUCACAAAAUCAGGCACAGCCUCAGGUUGGAUACCCACCACCAAACUCAAACAACUAUGGAGGUCAGUUACCUGGACAAACUAUGUCUUACCCUGGUGCAUAUCCUGGAAAUCAGCCACAGAUAUCAGGACCAGCUCAAAGAAAAACCGAUCCAGACUCUAUUCCUAGCCCUAUACAGGUGAUUGACAGUGAUAAAAUAAACAGGGCAGGACAGGUCUAUACUACGAAUGUCCGAGGGCAAGUCCCUCCUCUUGUCACCACAGACUGCACAAUUCAAGAUCAAGGAAAUGCAAGUCCACGCUACAUUAGAUGCACAACAUAUUGCUUUCCUACCUCCUCUGAUAUGGCUAAACAGUCUCAGAUUCCCCUUGCAGUUGUCAUCAAGCCGCUAGCUGUGGUUCCCCAAAAUGAGACGCCUGUUUAUCUUGUGAACCAUGGAGAGGCUGGGCCAAUCCGAUGUAACCGGUGCAAAGCUUAUAUGUGCCCAUUUAUGCAGUUCAUAGAAGGAGGAAGAAGAUAUCAUUGUGGAUUUUGUAGCUGUGUCAAUGAGGUGCCAACAUUUUACUUUCAACAUCUGGACCAUAUUGGCAGACGAGUUGACCAUUAUGAAAGACCAGAGCUAUCUCUCGGAUCUUAUGAAUAUGUUGCUACACUGGAUUAUUGCAGAAAAAACAAGACUCCAAAUCCACCAGCAUUCAUCUUCAUGAUAGAUGUUUCCUACAAUAAUAUAAAGAACGGUGUCGUUCGCUUAAUAUGCGAAGAGCUAAAAGUUCUGUUGGAGAAUCUUCCAAGAGAGGAGAAUUCAGAAUCAUCAGCAAUCAGGGUUGGAUUUGUCACAUAUAACAAGGUUCUACACUUUUACAAUGUCAACAGUAACCUGGCCCAGCCUCAGAUGAUGGUGGUUACAGACACAGCUGAGGUUUUUCUUCCUCUGUUGGAUGGAUUUCUAGUCAACUUUAAGGAAUCAAAAUCAGUGAUUAACAAUUUAUUGAGUCAGAUUCCCGAGAUGUUUGCUGAUACUAAUGAAAGUGAAACGGUCUUUGCUCCUGUUAUCCAGGCUGGCAUGGAGGCACUAAAGGCAUCGGAAUGUGCGGGCAAGCUUUUUAUCUUUCAGUCAUCGCUACCAACUGCAGAGGCACCUGGGAAGUUAAGGAACAGAGACGACAGGAAGUUAAUAAAUACUGAGAAAGAAAAGACUCUUUUCAUGCCCCAGAGUAAUCUUUAUGAAAACCUGGCCAAGGAAUGUGUGGCCAAUGGAUGCUGUAUCGAUCUUUUCCUUUUCCCAAACCAGCAUGUGGAUGUAGCCUCCAUGGGAACUGUGACAAUGCAAACAGGAGGCAGCCUUUACAAAUACAGUCAAUUUCAGGUGCACACAGAUGGUCAGCAAUUUAUAAGUGAUCUUAGGAAAGAUAUUGAAAAAAGAAUAGGAUUUGAUGCAAUCAUGAGAGUUCGCACAAGCACAGGUUUCAGGGCUACAGAUUUCUUUGGAGGAAUCUACAUGAGCAAUACUUCUGAUGUAGAAAUGGCUGGUGUGGAUUGUGACAAGACAGUCACUGUGGAGUUUAAGCAUGAUGAUAAACUUAAUGAGGACACUGGAGCAUUAAUUCAGUGCGCAUUACUGUACACAACCAUCAGUGGCCAAAGACGUCUUCUUAUCCAUAACAUCAGUCUCAGCUGUAGCUCUCAGAUGGCAGAUAUCUACAAGAGUUGUGAAACAGAUGUCCUCAUAAACUUCUUUGCUAAAUCAGCAUACAAAGCAAUUCUUCACCAUCCUCUGAAGACAGUUCGUGAUGUGCUGAUUAGUCAGACGGCACACAUGUUGGCAUGCUACAGAAAGACUUGUGCCAGUCCUUCAGCUGUCAGUCAGCUCAUCCUUCCAGACUCCAUGAAACUGCUCCCUGUAUAUAUGAACUGCUUGUUAAAAAAUGAGGUUCUGAUUGGCAGUCCUGAGGUUCCCACUGAUGAACGAGCAUUUCAAAGACAGCUGGUUAUGUGCAUGGACGUGGCAAGCUCGCAAUUGUUCUUCUACCCACAGCUUCUACCAAUACACACUAUUGAUUUAAAGAACGAUUCCAUCCCAACACCAGUACGCUGCUCUGAGGAACGUUUAUCUGAGGGUGGGAUAUUUUUGCUGGCCAAUGGUAUAAAUAUGUUCCUGUGGCUGGGCAUCAAUUCCCCUCCAGAGUUCAUCCAAGGGAUUUUUAAUGUGCCUUCCUUUGCACAUAUCACACCAGAAGCUACUUCCCUUCCAACAGUGGACAGUCCCCAUUCUAAAAAACUGAAGUCAAUCAUGGAAGCCAUUCAGAAGAAAUGCCAAUACUCUAUGAAGCUUAUCCUUGUGAAGCAGAAGGACAAGGCUGAGAUGGGCUUCCGGCAGAUGUUGGUAGAAGACAAAGGCCUUUUAGGGGGAGCUUCAUACAUGGAUUUCCUCUGUUGUGUGCACAAAGAGAUUCGUCAGCUUCUUACCUAACGGCUAUGCAGAACCUUCCACAAACCAAUACAGAGAACAUAAGAAAAUUCCUGCAAUACCAAAGCCUGAUCUGCACAUCGUAGUCUGGUUUAGUUUAUACAUGCUUUAAUUGAAUGAGAAAUAAGAGACUCAGGUAAACAUUAUACAAAUGAUUUUAGUUUGUAGAUGAACAGGAGACUCCAAUAUGAUCUUUUAUUUCAGCCAGAACCCAGAACUGGUUCACUGUGAAUAUUCUUUGUAAAAAAAAAAGGACACAGACUUUGCACAUGAAUAUUCCAUCCUAUCCAUCCAUAUGUCAUUGACCAUUUCUGUAUAGAGCAAAUAUGUAUUUUUUAGGUAUUGCAUACAAUUCACAAAUUCAAAGAAAUAAGUAAAAGGUGUGUCAUAUUUAUACA
Xenopus laevis (African clawed frog) is the source of this 3674-nucleotide messenger RNA. It is a transcript of the gene sec24d.L, whose product is annotated as SEC24 homolog D, COPII coat complex component L homeolog. The transcript has 23 exons. Gene Ontology annotation, cellular component: ER to Golgi transport vesicle membrane; cytosol; endoplasmic reticulum membrane. Lineage: Eukaryota; Metazoa; Chordata; Amphibia; Anura; Pipidae. Gene Ontology annotation, biological process: COPII-coated vesicle cargo loading; endoplasmic reticulum to Golgi vesicle-mediated transport; intracellular protein transport. Bases 202 to 3279 code for a protein of 1025 amino acids. The record is from RefSeq and is a predicted model, not a curated record. Gene Ontology annotation, molecular function: zinc ion binding; SNARE binding.